AUCACAGAAUGUAAAUGAAAGAAAAAAGCAAAUCAAGUUCUAAACCAUAAUGGAAAAGAAAUAUUACCUUUAUACAUCUGUGUUUUUUUUAAUUAAUAAUAAUGCUUGAAUGAUUUAUGUGCUUAAUUCUUGGCACGUUAGAUGAUUAGAAAGAAUGAUUCUAACAGUUGUCACUUAAUUCUUUCUCUACUUCAUCUGACCUUCUCUAAUUGUGCAUUGUGCUUGGCACAUUAGCAGUUAAUGUAAUACAUUUGCAACCUCAAUUCUUUUCCAUACGCCUUGGUGUUCAAGGUUCACCAAUAGGGAAGCAAAGCACAAAUUAGAUUGAGGGUGCAUAGUGAAUCUGGUUCUUCCAUUCCUGCGAGUUAAAGACUGAGAAUGGUUAGAGAAGUUUCAGAGAGUUGUUUGGAUAGCCUGUUGACGGAGGUGGUUUCGUGCUAUUGCAACCGAUUCUACCCUAAUAAGCAUGAUCUUGCUGCUCGCAGGAUCGAGGCUAUUGGAUACCAGGUUGGUCACCAGCUCUCUGAAAGAGUUCGUGCGAGGACAAUCAUUCUCUUGGAUGACCAUUUAAGCAGUCAAUGUAAAAGGUACACCAUGGAGCGGCCACGAUUCAAUGAUCAUCUGGAAGCCAUCAAGUUCAUUUGCAAGGAUUUUUGGCUUGAGCUCUUUAAGAAGCAUGUAGACAACUUGAGGACAAACCAUAGGGGUACCUUUGUAUUGCAAGAUAAUAAAUUUUGCUGGCUUGCACGCAUGUCAAUUGAUCCAUUAGCUGAUAGUGGUAAGUCACCCGAAGAUAUUACCUCUCCUACAGCUGGAAACAAGGCAACACAUGCAAUGAAGAUGCAUCUUUAUUUCCCGUGUGGCAUCCUUAGGGGAUUUCUUUCAAACUUGGGAAUUCUUUGUGCAGUUUCUGCAGAUAUAUUAACCCUUCCAACAUGUGCGUACUUCUCUCUCUCACACACAUAUACAGAGAUAACCUUGUGCAUUUACCAUCCGUAUUAAAGCUUGAUGAGUUCACAGUUAUGUUAGUGAUGGAAGUGAGAGCUUACAAUAUCUGCAAGUUCCUUUGCGGGAGUAAGGAUAUUUAUUUGCCAUCUUUGUAUUAUCAAAUAUUGGAUUUGUUGAACAGGAUGGGGUGUUGAGGAAGUGUGUUCUUAAACAAGGACUUUUUGUUCAGACGAAGAAGAUUUUAUGGAGAUUGCAUGUAAUUCUAGAGAGUUGAUUUUAGGCAAAAUUUUGGGAGACAUUUUCUUCUAACUAAGUUCAAUAAAGUGAUUUUGUUGGAAUGAUAUUUACUAAAACUACUCGUGUAAUUGCUAAUUUAUACUUAAAAGUAUAGGUUUAAUUAA
Messenger RNA from Arachis ipaensis, 1349 nucleotides. RefSeq lists its product as uncharacterized. Gene Ontology annotation, cellular component: cis-Golgi network; trans-Golgi network; TRAPP complex. Gene Ontology annotation, biological process: regulation of GTPase activity; endoplasmic reticulum to Golgi vesicle-mediated transport. The record is from RefSeq and is a predicted model, not a curated record. NCBI's taxonomy places the organism in Eukaryota, Viridiplantae, Streptophyta, Magnoliopsida, Fabales, Fabaceae.